AGCGAGCUUCGCCUGCACCUGAAUUCUCCAUCCUCUCCAGCAUCGAAACCUCCACGCAACAGCGCCAUGAGUCUGAGGAAGACAGGCAGCAGCCGGCCGGGAGCGUACUCCUCCUCUGGAGGGUUCAGCAGCAGGUCCAUGGGGUCCUACUCCAUCCCCAAAGUCAGGGCUGGAGCUCAUCAGACCAUUGGGCCUGUCACCAUCAACAGGAGCCUGCUGACCCCGCUGAAGCUCGACAUCGACCCCAACGUUCAAGUCGUUCGCACCCAGGAGAAGGAACAGAUGAAGAGCCUGAACAACCGAUUUGCCUCAUUCAUUGAUAAGGUUAGAUUCCUGGAGCAGCAGAACAAAAUGCUGGAAACCAAGUGGAAGCUGUUGCAGGAGCAGACCACCCCCUCUUCUGACACUGAGCCCAUGCUCAAGUCCUACAUCGCCAGCCUGCAAAAACAGCUGGACUUUCUCACCAAUGACAAACAGAGGCUGGACAUGGAGAACGGCGCCAUGCACAAACAUGUGGAAGACUACAAGACAAAAUUUGAGCAUGAGAUAAACAAGAGGAAUGACGCGGAGAAUGACUUUGUCAUGAUCAAAAAGGACGUGGAUGCAGGAUAUCUGUCUAAGAUGGAUCUGACUGACAGGGUGUCUGGUCUCCGAGAUGAAUUUGCCUUCUUCACAGCUCUGUAUAAUGCGGAGCUGCGUGAGCUGCAGGAGAGCCUGAAGGAGACCUCUGUGGUGGUGCAGAUGGACAACUCCCGCAACCUGAACAUGGACCAGGUGGUGCAGGAUGUCAAGGCCCAGUAUGAGGACAUCGCUGCCCGCAGCCGCGAAGAAGCUGAAGCCUGGCACAAAACAAAGUUUGACCAGAUGACUGCCGAAGCCACCCAGUAUGACAAUGAGCUGAAAAGCACCAAAAGGGAAAUAGCUGAGCUGAAGCGUGUGAUCAACCGCCUGCAGCAUGAGAUCGACACCGUGCAGACACAGCGUUCGAGCAUCGAGUUCAACAUAGACGAGGUGGAGCAACGCGGGGAAAAGGCUGUGCUGGACGGCAAGGUCCGCAUUCAGGAGCUGGAGCUGGCUCUGCAGAAGGCCAAGCAGGACAUGGCCCGGCAGGUCAGGGAGUACCAGGAGCUCAUGAACGUCAAGCUGGCCCUGGAUAUUGAGAUCUCCACCUACAGGAAGCUACUGGAAGGAGAGGAGGAAAGACUUGGACAGGAGUCCAUUCUCAACAUUCAAAUGGUGCCCACCAAAAAAGACGCCGUAGACAACAUCCCCCUGCAGAAAAGGCCGGGUCCGAUUUUCAUCAAGACGGUGGAGACCCACAACAGAACAUACAGCUAAAUCAGAGAACGCAGCCCCCCACAGUCACCCAGAGGACCGACUUCACUGUACAGCCACUGUACUCACUCAUUAAGACAUGUGUGUCCCAUCUGUUAAAAAUGAAUUCUAAUUUUCUGUGUUUGGUAAAAAAAAAGUCAUUUGUAUUCUUGUUCUUGGUUAUCUUUUUGAAAUAUACAUUAAAAAGUCCAUAUUAAGAUUCAAAUCAUGAUGUACCAGUUGAUAAACCAUGAAAUAAAAUGUAUACUAUCAUUCAA
This is a messenger RNA of Salarias fasciatus (jewelled blenny), 1592 nucleotides long. RefSeq names its product intermediate filament protein ON3-like. The coding region runs from base 67 to 1338 and encodes 423 amino acids. The transcript is spliced from 9 exons. The record is from RefSeq and is a predicted model, not a curated record. Gene Ontology annotation, molecular function: structural constituent of skin epidermis. Gene Ontology annotation, biological process: intermediate filament organization; keratinization. NCBI's taxonomy places the organism in Eukaryota, Metazoa, Chordata, Actinopteri, Blenniiformes, Blenniidae. Gene Ontology annotation, cellular component: keratin filament.